Arachis duranensis is the source of this 978-nucleotide messenger RNA. RefSeq names its product ubiquitin-conjugating enzyme E2 2. Bases 234 to 692 code for a protein of 152 amino acids. The transcript is spliced from 6 exons. Lineage: Eukaryota; Viridiplantae; Streptophyta; Magnoliopsida; Fabales; Fabaceae. The record is from RefSeq and is a predicted model, not a curated record.
AGAAGGGAAUAUCUUUUUCUGUGUCUCUCUGUGAGUUAAGCGAGUUGCCAUGGAAGCAUUUCUCUCACUCUGAUACCCAAAGCUAAAUUCUCUCUUCACAUUCUUUUACUUUUUUUUCUUUUCUUUUCUUUUUGGUUCUCCAUAAAUACCAUCCAUCCCAGAGCUUCAUUCUUCUCUUCUCUCUCUGCUCCUCCUCCUGGGAUUGCACCUGCUCUCACUCACAAGUGGUGAGGAUGUCGACUCCUGCAAGGAAGAGACUGAUGAGAGAUUUUAAAAGAUUGCAACAAGAUCCUCCUGCUGGCAUCAGUGGAGCUCCCCAAGACAAUAAUAUUAUGCUUUGGAAUGCUGUCAUCUUUGGACCGGACGAUACCCCUUGGGAUGGAGGUACGUUUAAGUUGACACUUCAAUUUACGGAGGAUUAUCCAAAUAAGCCUCCUACAGUGCGUUUUGUCUCUCGAAUGUUUCAUCCGAAUAUUUAUGCAGAUGGAAGUAUAUGCUUGGACAUUUUGCAAAACCAGUGGAGCCCGAUUUAUGAUGUAGCUGCAAUACUUACCUCAAUCCAGUCACUGCUGUGUGACCCAAAUCCAAAUUCCCCGGCAAACUCUGAGGCUGCUCGGAUGUUCAGUGAAAACAAGCGCGAAUACAACAGAAGAGUACGUGAGAUUGUUGAGCAAAGUUGGACUGCUGAUUAAUUAUAAUCUUCAAUAGGCUGCCACUAAGUCUGUUAAAAGGUUGUCAACUGAUCUGAAGGAUCUGACUGAGUAACCUUGAGACUUGAAAAAAAGAACAGUUGUGUUGUCUCUCGUCCUUCACAAUGUGUUUACUCAAACUUCAUAUGAAUUAAGGUUGUAGUUAAAAGGUUGUCAAGGGGAUCUGAAUGAUUCAGUAACCUUGUGACUUUAAAAGAAUACUUAUAUUUCUGUGAUGAUGUGUUUGCUCAAACUUUAUAUGAAUUAAUAUUCCACCAUAUUUUCUCCA